AUGCUAGGUCCUAAUACUUCUCAAUUAUCUGCAGGUAAUCCUAGUGUUAGUCCUUUGCUUGGUUCAUUUGAAGGAUUUUCAGCCAUAUAUAUCAAUUUUGGUACAGCUGAGAUAUUGGAAGAUGAUUCCAGACGAGUUGCAAAAAAGGCAGAGGGGGCUAGCGUAGCUGUUACAUUUGAAGAAGGCUUACAUUUGAUGCAUGCUUAUCCAAUAUUUUUUCCUUAUUAUCCUGAUGCACGAAAUACACUUCAUAAUAUUAAUAAAUGGAUUCAAGCAAUUUUUGAUAAAUGA
Rotaria socialis is the source of this 291-nucleotide messenger RNA. NCBI's taxonomy places the organism in Eukaryota, Metazoa, Rotifera, Eurotatoria, Philodinida, Philodinidae. The record is from the annotation of a GenBank genome assembly.